This is a messenger RNA of Myotis myotis, 2247 nucleotides long. RefSeq names its product zinc finger and SCAN domain-containing protein 5B-like. The record is from RefSeq and is a predicted model, not a curated record. Gene Ontology annotation, biological process: regulation of transcription by RNA polymerase II. Gene Ontology annotation, molecular function: DNA-binding transcription factor activity, RNA polymerase II-specific; RNA polymerase II cis-regulatory region sequence-specific DNA binding. NCBI's taxonomy places the organism in Eukaryota, Metazoa, Chordata, Mammalia, Chiroptera, Vespertilionidae.
GCCGUUGCAAGAGAAAAAUAUUUGAAUUAUGCAAUUUUUUGUCUCUGCCGAUGCAUGUCACCCAAAAUGAGUUCGCGUGUCACCUCUGACAUACGUGUCAGAGGUUCGCCAUCACUGGCAUAGCCCAUGAUCGCAGCCCAUGGGAGAGAAAAAGUGAAAGAGACAGAACCAUUGAAUCUAUGGAGCCUGAACCCAAAACCUGGGAUGUGCCCAAACAGGGAACCGAACACGCGACCCUCCGUGACCCCUCGGCACCCAGGCCCGGGCAGGGUCUGCAUUUCUGGGGCCUUCAGACCCUUCAGACCCGUGCUAAGCAGCUCACCAGCCAACACACCCUAUGCGGCCCCAGGCGUUUCUCUCCAGGAAACAAUGUCUGAGCGGAUUAUUGAAAACGGAUCAACCCUGGUCUCUAACCAAUCACAGCGCGGGGCGGGAACAAGAAGUGAUGCCCAGAGCGGGUAUAUAAACAGGCGGGUGUCAGCGCCUGGCACAGCGUUUGCCAGUCCGGGCUGCAGGAGCUGCGAGUGAAGGCGCUGCGGAAGCGAGCUGUGGCCUGUUACCGAGGCCGUCCCUUCGGUCCUCACCAUCAGGAGCUCACUUCAGGCCCGGUUUGCCCAGUCCCAUUGGAGACGUUUCCCGGGAAUAUGGCUACAGACCAGGCCUUUUCCGAUGGUCAUGGUCACCCCCAGGGCAACCUGUGCUGGCAGCUGCUACCGGCCGAACCGCCCCAGGGAAACCUCACUGAAGAAGAGCACCGGGACUCUGAGAAGGGGCAUGUGCUCUUCAGAGCCUUCCAACACUCGGAGGACACCGACCCCCUCCAGAGCGUGCACACAAUGUCUGCGCUCCUCCAUCGCUGGCUCAGGCCGGAUGUGCUCACCAAGAAGCAGAUCUUGGAUAAGCUUCUGCUGGAGAAGUUCAUGAUCUGCAUGCCCCUGGAGCUGCAGGUCUUGGUGAAGGAGAGGCGCGUGCAGAGCUGCGAGGAACUGAAGGUCUUGCUGAGAAAUCAGGAGAAACCCAGGAAUUGGAAGGUCAUCACCUUGCAAGGGCAAAAGUACCUUCAGGAGAAUUCCGAUGUCCAGAUGGCUGAUGAGGAAGUUGGUGACACAGACAACGUGUUGGACUUGUCCAUAAAGUCCCAAUCCCCCAUAAGUCAGAUGGGGGUACAUCCUGAGAACAGCCAGGAGGACAGUGGAGAGCCAGGGAACCAGCCAGGAACCAGUGACAUGGUGUGGGGACAGGGGAAGAAUGUCUUCCUGCCAGAGAUGAUUCCCACGAAAAGUGAUCUGGAGGGUGUGAGGCCCACGGAGAAUUUGGUGAAUUUUGAGAAGGAUGUGAUGGAAGACAGGGUAGAGGCAGCAGUACUCACAUCUCCAAAGCUUCCGCUUCCCAGCAGUCCUAGAGAUUCGGUGCAGACAGAGGGGGAGCAGAACCCGCAGGAAGGAACUGGCCUGGAGCGUGUGGAUGCCUGUGACAUACCUCCCACCCACAUUCCGGAGACACAGGCUUUGAGUCAGCCUCCAAAGAGAAGAGGCUCUGGGAAUUUAGGAGGUGCCCCCAAGAGAAAAAGGGGCAACACUCCCACCCUCCAAGAGGAGCCUCAAGAAGGAGCCGUGUCGUUGGACAGAGGAGAAGUCACCAGACGGCACCGGUGCAAUUCAGUGGGUGCAUCAAGCACCGUGGAGCAAACUGGCCACCCUGUUGGGAAAGAACACAGGAGAAAGAUACCAUAUGAGUGUCAAGACUGUAGCAAAAGGUUCAGCUACAAAUCACAGUUAGAACUUCACCUGAGGACACACAUAGGAGAGAGACCUUUCCAGUGCCUUGACUGUCCCAAGGGGUUCAUUCAGGCCUCGGACCUCCACAUCCACCAGCGGAUCCACACGGGGAGAAGCCGUUCUGCUGUAAAGUCUGCCAGAAGAGGUUCACUCACGAGUCCAUGCUGCGUGGCCACCAGCGGGUCCACACCCAGGAGAAGCCUUACCAGUGCGCCGUCUGCCAGAAAAGGUUCGGCCACCGCGGGAACCUCAACGUCCACAUGCGCACCCACUAGGGCCUGAGACCCUACCAGUGUCCCCAUUGCCACCUGGCCUUCUGCCAACUGGGGACAUUUAAAGGCCACCAAAGGACACAUGUCAAGGAGGCGCCCCAGGGGCCCCAGGUCCCUUCUGACCAAGAAGGAAACUAACGGGUCUCUCCCUCUCCCUUCCUCUCUGAAAUCAAUAAAAAAAUAUAUUUUAAAAAACA